AUGGAAAUUGAAAAAUGGAAAACUCAAUGCAGGUACCUUUAGAAUGAAUUAGAUUCAAUGAAACAACAACUUUCAGAUGCCAAAGAUCUAAUACGAUUGAAUAAGGAAUAAUUAAAAAUUUGCUAUAAUCCAUCAUAAUUUGACUAAAGUUCAGAAUGUAAGGCUGCAUUAGUGUUACUUAAAUUUGUCUAAGAGGAAAACGUGGUCUUAAUGAAAAAAAUAGAAUAGUUAAGCGAUGAAAGAAAUCUAGCUUUUGAUAAAGCCUUUAUUUCUGAGCAAAUCAAUGAAUCAAACUAGAGAGUAGAAUCUUCAUUGAUUAAUAGUUUAAACAAAACAAUCACUGAAUUAAAAAAGAAGUUAAAUGAAUAGGUCUAAAUGUCAAAUGAAAUGAUGGGGACGAUUUAUUUAGAAAAACAUUUGGCUCAACCAGAACAAUUGACAUUGAAUUUUAAUAAUGUAAUUUAAUAGAUGAAUUCGAUGCUAUUGAAAUAGAAAUUACAAAUAGAAGAAUUAAUUGAAUAAAAAAAUGAUCUAGCACAAUUAAAUUUUAGUUUAUCAAAUGAAAUUCUAAAAAUGAGAACCCAAAGAUUCACCCCUAGAAAUCAAACAAAAACAUUUUUUAGUCAAAAUGAAGAUCCAUCAAAAUUCAUUAAUAAUUUAGUCUAAUUGUAAAAGAGAUUAUUUUUCGAUGAUGAUUCAUAAGAUGAAAAGAUGCAUAUGCAAUAAUCAGCAGUCUUUUCUCCACUUUUCUCUCCAACAUUGCCGCAGAAAGUAAAAAGACAAUAAAAGUCACAGUUACCAAAAGAUCUUAAACAAGAACCUGAAAAAUACAUACCUAAACUAGACUUAACUAAGGCAUAACAAAUAUAAUAAUUCAAUAUCAAAAGGAUGUAGUUACUUGCCAAUAAAUUGGCAAAUGAAGGAGUUGAAUAGAAAAUUUAUAUGUUAUAAGAUGAAUUACUGAGAACAAAAAAUAAAUAUCAUGCCCAGUUAGUCUUGAAUUAACAGCUGGACUUAUAAUUAACAGAGUUGAACCUUCAAAUGAUGGAAUUGUAAAAUGUAAAUGAAACCUUGAUCAAAUCCAAUCAAAUGUAUGAAGAAAAAUGGUCCAGUAUCUAUUAAUAGUUCUCAUUUUACAAGGAAUUUUAUCUAAAGCAUAAAGAUUAAAUUCAACAUAAUCUUUAAUCAUUUGCUACUUCUGAUGAUCAGUAGUAGUUUAGUGUCUUUGAAUUUGAGAAAGUAUUGAACUCUUCUAAGGUAUACAAAAAGAAUCCUUCCCAGAAGAAUAAUAUUAACAACAAUCCAGCUUCCAGCAUAAUUAAUUAUUAGGAUGAUGUGAAUUAUUAAUCUUCUUGUAGGCUUCCUACAGAUAGGUAAGAGGAGGUGAAUAAAUUCUUAACUUAAUAGUAUAAAUGUUGUUUAAUGAUGAUGGCAAAAGAAGUUAUCUCUUUGGAUUGUUAGCAUGUUAAGCCAGUUUAGACUGAUCACAAUAAAGUCAAGAUAAAAAGAAGCUACAGUAACACCAUAGAGUAUUUUCCAGUCUUUUGA
This is a messenger RNA of Paramecium tetraurelia, 1548 nucleotides long. RefSeq lists its product as uncharacterized. The record is from RefSeq and is a predicted model, not a curated record. NCBI's taxonomy places the organism in Eukaryota, Ciliophora, Oligohymenophorea, Peniculida, Parameciidae. The transcript is spliced from 6 exons.